AGGAACGACGCAAGGCUGGGGGGCUUCGGGACUUGUUAAGGCUUGUUUAAAUUCUUACGGUUUGUGUUUCCAAGAAGUCGGCGAGGGAAGUGGGAGGAGCCGGGGCGGAGGAGCGUUGUGGCGGCCCUCGGGCCUCGGGCUGCGGCUCCAACCCGGUCUGGGGGUGGGGCCGGGAGGCCACCGCCCGGGGAGGACAGGCUGGCAGCAUGACUGCUGUGGGUCUGGCAUGAGGAACUCGGAUGGUGGAGAUGCCUUUUGUCAAAGUGGACGAGAGAGGUGGAGCCAGACAAGGAGCGAGAUGCCCCAGGGACAGGCCGAGCCCAGAGAGGGGCCAAGAUACGUGUUCAAGGGUCAUGAGCAUCUGGAUGGUGCUCCACUCGCUCUGCUCAGCUUUUGUCAAGGUGCCUGCCCGCGGGGGCAGGGGGCGGUGGGGGAGAGCUCCAGGGCCCUCACCCCCGCGACCGCCGGCCUCGGGAGAGCCUCCACCUUGGCAGCAGGCUGAGGACGCAGCGCAGGUGCUGCCAUGGGCUUCUUUGCUCACAAGCUGGGUUUCCUUCCAGAUUCUGUUCACCAUGGCCAGGCGCCCUCGGAGCAGCAGAGCUUGGCAUUUUGUCCUGAGUGCCGCCCGCCGAGACGCGGAUGCACGGGCCGUGGCUCUGGCAGGAACCGCAAACUGGGGCUACGACUCUGACGGGCAGCACAGUGACUCUGACUCCGACCCCGAGUCCUCGGCCCUGCCGCCGCCCAUCCCCAGCGCCGUGCCUGUGACCGGGGAGUCCUUCUGUGACUGUGACAGCCAGAGUGAGGCCUCCUUGUGCGGCAGCCUGCACGUGGUGCACCGGGGCAAGGACAAAGACUGCCGCUGCGGCGAGGAGGAUGAGUAUUUUGACUGGGUAUGGGACGACCUGAAUAAGUCUUCGGCCACUCUGCUGAGCUGUGACAACCGGAAGGUCAACUUCCACAUGGAAUACAGCUGUGGCACCGCGGCCAUCAGGGGCACCAAGGAGCUGGGGGAGGGCCAGCACUUCUGGGAGAUCAAGAUGACCUCGCCGGUCUACGGCACUGACAUGAUGGUGGGCAUUGGCACGUCAGACGUGGACCUGGACAAGUACCACCACACGUUCUGCAGUCUGCUUGGCAGGGAUGAGGACAGCUGGGGCCUCUCCUACACAGGACUUCUCCACCACAAGGGCGACAAGACGAGCUUCUCCUCGAGGUUUGGCCAGGGUUCCAUCAUUGGUGUGCACCUGGACACUUGGCAUGGGACGCUCACCUUCUUUAAGAACAGGAAGUGCAUAGGCGUGGCAGCCACCAAGCUGCAAAACAAGAAGUUCUACCCGAUGGUGUGCUCCACGGCCGCCAAGAGCAGCAUGAAAGUGAUCCGCUCGUGCGCCAGCAUCACGUCCCUGCAGUACCUGUGCUGCUACCGCCUGCGCCAGCUGCGGCCCAACUCCAGGGACACGCUGGAGGGCCUGCCCCUGCCGCCUGGCCUCAAGCAGGUGCUGCACCACAAGCUGGGCUGGGUCCUGAGCAUGAGCUGUGGCCGCCACAAGCCCCCUGUGCCCUCCCCCAAGGCCACAGCCACCCCCGGCAGCCCUGAGCCCCGGCACUGCCAGAGGAAGCGCUGCCGACGGACCUAACUUCUCUUCCAGUGAAAACUGCCUUCCUGGGGCUGAGGGGGCGUGCCCUCCAUCCCUCCCUUCGGGCCACGCUCCAGAGGGAGGCCUUGGGCUGAGGUCUGUCUUGGUGCCUUUCCCUCUGUUCCCCAAGGCGAGGACAGGCCCUGGAGCCUGAGUGCAUCUGGCUCCCGCCUGCACUGUGUGGAAGCGGCAGUGCCCUGCUCUCCUGGACUGACUGCGGGCCUGGAAGGCGGCGCCCAGGAGGCUGCGGCCCCGCCCACGAGGACACCCCGUUAGAGGCGGCCCUGGAGGUUGCCGCCAGCCUUGAGUUCUCUUUAACUUGCUUGUGCAUGUCAUCAGUUGCUGUCCCUCCCCCCCCAGACUGAGAUGACUGUAAUAAACCUGGAUUUUGUGUAACA
Messenger RNA from Nyctereutes procyonoides (raccoon dog), 2038 nucleotides. It is a transcript of the gene SPSB3, whose product is annotated as splA/ryanodine receptor domain and SOCS box containing 3. NCBI's taxonomy places the organism in Eukaryota, Metazoa, Chordata, Mammalia, Carnivora, Canidae. Gene Ontology annotation, molecular function: protein binding. The coding region runs from base 240 to 1640 and encodes 466 amino acids. The record is from RefSeq and is a predicted model, not a curated record. Gene Ontology annotation, biological process: proteasome-mediated ubiquitin-dependent protein catabolic process. Gene Ontology annotation, cellular component: SCF ubiquitin ligase complex. The transcript is spliced from 6 exons.